Oryza brachyantha (malo sina) is the source of this 1829-nucleotide messenger RNA. RefSeq names its product protein UXT homolog. Lineage: Eukaryota; Viridiplantae; Streptophyta; Magnoliopsida; Poales; Poaceae. The coding region runs from base 719 to 1162 and encodes 147 amino acids. The transcript has 7 exons. The record is from RefSeq and is a predicted model, not a curated record. Gene Ontology annotation, biological process: positive regulation of transcription by RNA polymerase II. Gene Ontology annotation, molecular function: transcription coregulator activity. Gene Ontology annotation, cellular component: mediator complex; chromatin.
CUAGUAGAAUUUCGCGGAGGCGCAACCGACCUCAUCUCUUCUCCUCCUCCUUCGCGCACCGCCGGCGCCGGCGCCGUCGCGGCGAUCUCCUGUUUUGUCCCGUUGGACUUGACUCCCGUCUGCCCGCGAGUCCCCCCGCCGCCUGCGCCGAUCUCCAUCCCGUUUCUGAGUAGCUGCUGCUUCCGCCUCCGGUGAGCUCCCGUGCCGACGCACACGGCACAUACUCUUUCUUCCUCAUCUCUCUCUCUCUCUCACGCACGGCACAUACUCUUUUUUCUCCUCGCGUGCGUGCGUGACGGGGCGUCGUGCUUCUCCUUCCUCUCGCACGGGGUCACGCCGACGCCUGCUCGCAAGGCUGUCGUCUCCUCCUGCUCGCAACCGCCGCAUCCUCCUGCUCGCGAGGCGGCGCCUCCUCCUGCUCGAGACCAUCGCCUCCUGCCCUCUCGAGACCGCCCCGCGAGACGUCGCCUCCCUUCGCAAGACCUUGCCGCCUUCCUCUUCGAGAUAUGAGGAAGAGAGCCAAACGAGGAUCCUGCAACUAGCUGGUAAGCAAGAUUACUUACUAGUACUAGAUGAAUGUGCAAUGAGGAAAGGCCAAUAAAAAGUUUCUGGAGACACCACUUGGCUCUCCCUACAGAGUGCAGAGGCCUUGUUGAGGAAGGGGAGGUAGGGUCUCACGGUUCGAGAACCAUCCCAGGGAGAAUCAGAAUUGAGGGCCAUGGCCUCUGUGGAGAUGCGGGUGCGGCAAGAGAAGGUGAGGAAGUUCGAGGAGUUUGUUGACCGGAGGCUUAAGCCAGACCUCGUGAAUGCUAUUGCGCAGCGGGAUAAGGUGUUCCAGCAGCAGAAAACCUUCUUGGACUUGAAGAAGAACAUUGAAAAUUUGGAGAAGAAUGGAAUCACCAGCAUGCAAUCCAUGGUCAAUCUUGGCUCUGAGGUGUACAUGCAGGCAGAAGUGCCUGAUACAAGGCACAUUUUUGUGGAUAUUGGUCUAGGUUUCCAUGUGGAAUUUACUUGGCAAGAAGCUUUACAGUUUAUAUCUGUAAGAGAAGCAAGGCUGGCAAGACAAAUAGACGAGUACACACAUCUCAUCGCAAGCAUAAAAGCACAGAUCAAGUUGGUAUGUGAAGGUAUCCGUGAACUACUCGAGCUACCAGCAGAGUGAGGCAAAAGGCCCAGUAACAGCCUUACGGGAUGCUUGGUAGAAUGACUUGCGUUAUCACUCUUCUAACCAAAUCAUGGUUGCCAUCUUCGAGCAUGUAAGAUUUUACAUGCACUCCAAUUCAGCAAAAGGUGGUUUCAUACGAAAAAACAGGACUCCAAUCGUGGUGUUUCGCAGAUUUGCCCUUGGGCCCACAUUUCAUACCUGUAAGCCUGUAAUAGCAUUCAUCGAAUCAGAUUAACUACAGUAGAAUUCGCUAUGUCAAAUCAACACAAACAAUCAAACGUUGUCCAACAUGCUGGUCGAUGGAACUUCAAAUCUUCCCUAGACAGAUUCCCAGCCAAAAUUCUUGAUAUACAUGUACUGGAAGCUCUGUGUCUGGUGAUCUCGCCGAGCAUGCAUGUAAGCACAUUACAUUUUGUCAUUUCAGAUAGAAGCUGGCAUGCCAUUUUGCAUAUGGAUGUGUCAGGCAAGACAGCAGAGCAACUGAGCAAGGGAACUAUAGUAGUAUGAAUUAUACUGGCACUUGAUCUGGCAAAGCUUAAUCUUUGCCUUUUGCCACGAAUCUGCCUUAAUUUUUAAUCCACUUGGGCCUCCGAAGGAAUCAGACAAAAUUUGCCACCUUGCCUUUUGUUCUCUUGUCUUCACCAUUCUUGAUUUGGUUUUCUUA